CACAGCGUGUCCCUUAGCGAGUUCCGUCAGCUCAUGACGGACCGCGGCGUGCGCGGCGACGAGGCUCAGGACGAGACGUUGGCGACGCUCCAAAAGGCGGGAGUCAUCAUCAAGCUCGACGACGUCGUCUACACCAACCCGGGCCAGCUGACCAGAGACGUGCUCGCGGUGCUUCCCAGGGUGCCCUCCUACGUCUACGGCGUCAGCGACGCCGAGCUGGUGUCCCUGGAGGCUGACCUCGCGGCACAGGAGGCGGAGGUGACCGCGGCGGCGGAGCGGGCUCGGUGGCGAAGCAACGUCGUCGUGGGCAGCGGCCUGGCUCUGAUGUGCACGCAGCUCGUGGUGUUCAUGCGGCUGACGUACGUGGAACUCUCGUGGGACGUCAUGGAGCCCAUCUCCUAUUUCGUUGGCGUGUUCAACGCCAUCCUGGUGUACAUCUACUUCAUGGUGUACAAGCGAGAUUUCUCCUUCAACGACUGGACCAGCAGGAUGCAGACGAGCUACACCAAGUCGGCCGUCUCGAAGAAGGGGAUCGACUGGGAGAGGUACAAGAAGAUCGCCAGGAAGCUAAGGAAGGCUUGAACGCGAGGCUCGAUGAGGAGGUGCUCGAUGAGGUGAUGGGGGAGAUUUGUCGAGCGAGUGUGACUUUAUAAACCGGGAACUUUCUGAAAACACCUCGUCAGCGUCGACGACGGAU
Messenger RNA from Micromonas commoda, 697 nucleotides. RefSeq lists its product with no specific name. NCBI's taxonomy places the organism in Eukaryota, Viridiplantae, Chlorophyta, Mamiellophyceae, Mamiellales, Mamiellaceae. The record is from RefSeq and is a predicted model, not a curated record. Gene Ontology annotation, molecular function: uniporter activity; calcium channel activity. The coding region runs from base 34 to 582 and encodes 182 amino acids. Gene Ontology annotation, biological process: mitochondrial calcium ion homeostasis; calcium import into the mitochondrion. The transcript has a single exon. Gene Ontology annotation, cellular component: mitochondrial inner membrane; uniplex complex.